Phyllostomus discolor (pale spear-nosed bat) is the source of this 271-nucleotide messenger RNA. Its product is annotated as keratin-associated protein 19-7-like. The record is from RefSeq and is a predicted model, not a curated record. NCBI's taxonomy places the organism in Eukaryota, Metazoa, Chordata, Mammalia, Chiroptera, Phyllostomidae. The transcript has a single exon. Bases 1 to 180 code for a protein of 59 amino acids.
AUGAGCUACUACGGCAGCUACUACGGAGGCCUGGGCUACGGUUGUGGUGGCUGUGGUGGCCUGGGCUACGGCUAUGGUGGCUUUGGUGGCCUGGGCUAUGGCUGUGGCUACAGAGGCUAUGGGUGUGGCUGCUGGCGUCCGUGCUGCUAUGGAAGGUACUGGUCUUCUGGCUUCUACUGAAUGAGUCUGUGACCACCUCCGGUGUGCGCACCUGGACUUCUGGGACGCUGGUGCACCUGGACCCGCGCCCACCACCUGCAGGCUGCAUCUC